This is a messenger RNA of Carassius auratus (goldfish), 2179 nucleotides long. Its product is annotated as gastrula zinc finger protein XlCGF57.1-like. The record is from RefSeq and is a predicted model, not a curated record. Gene Ontology annotation, molecular function: DNA-binding transcription factor activity, RNA polymerase II-specific. NCBI's taxonomy places the organism in Eukaryota, Metazoa, Chordata, Actinopteri, Cypriniformes, Cyprinidae. Gene Ontology annotation, biological process: regulation of transcription by RNA polymerase II. The transcript is spliced from 3 exons. Gene Ontology annotation, cellular component: nucleus. The coding region runs from base 112 to 1398 and encodes 428 amino acids.
UUUUGGCGUGUCGACAUGACGUCACAAGGUUGCAUCGCGCCCCUGCAUCUGUGUUUUAGCUGAAGAAAGAUAAACUGAAGCGACUGAGAUCCACAAGACACUGAUAUAAAGAUGGCGUUUAUUAAAGUCGAGAGCGAAGACAUGAAGAUUGAAGAAGCAUUUACUAUCAAACAAGAAGAUCAUGAGGAACAACGAAUAGAGAUGGUGUUAAUUAAAGAGGAAAGGCAAGAGGUGAAAAUUGAAGAAGAUUUUAGAGUUAAACGUGAAGAUACUGAGGAACAAACAGAGAUGGUGUUUAUUAAAGAGGAGAGGGAAGAGGUGACAAUUGAAGAAGAUGUUAGAGUCAAACAAGAAGUUACUGAGGAACAAACAGACCUGAUGUCACUGAUAGAGGGGAGUCAAGAACCGAAUGUAAUGGAAGAGAAGAAUCAGUAUGAGAAACGUCAUUAUUUCAUAACUGGGGAAAAAUCUUGUACUUACUCACCGACUCAAAUAGAAAGUAGAGACCUUAAAGUCCAAAUGAGAGUUCACACUGGAGGGAAGCCUUUCAUUUGCAAAGAGUGUGGGAAGAGUUACUCACGAAAAAUAAAUCUUAACAUUCACAUGAGAACUCACACUGGAAAGAAGCCAUUCAAAUGCUCUCAGUGUGGAAAAAGUUUUAAAGAGAAAAGGAAUCUUAGUGCCCAUGUGACGGUACACACUGGAGAGAAACCUUACACCUGCAAACUGUGCGGGAAGAGCUACACAAGAAAAGAAAAUCUUAAAUUCCACAUGAGUGUUCACACUGGAGAGAGGCCUUACACCUGCAAACUGUGUGGGAAAAGCUACAAAAGAAAAGAAAAUCUUACAUUUCACACAGGAAAUCACACUGGAGAUAAGCUAUUUAUAUGCACUCAGUGUGGAAAAAGUUUUAAACAGAAAAAGUACCUUAUUGGCCACAUGACAAUUCACACUGGAGAGAAACCGUUUGUUUGUGAUCAGUGUGAAAAGAGUUUCAGGUGUAAAGGACACCUUGAUCUUCACAUGAAGAGUCACUCAGGAGAGAACUGUUUUAUAUGUCACCAGUGUGGAAAGAGUUUCUCACACAAAGGAAACUUUGAGAAUCACAUGAGGGUUCACACUGGAGAGAAGCCUUUCAACUGCCAAGAGUGUGGAAAGAGCUUUACAGCUAAAGGAAACCUUAAGAUUCACAUGAGAAUUCACACUGGAGAGAAACCUUACAAGUGUCUUCAGUGUGACAUCAGUUUCACAUAUCACACGGACCUGAAACGGCAUGUGCAAACUCAUUCUGGAAAGAAACUUCAAACCUCAUGUCAUACUGAGGGAAAUGGCAAUUUCGACAAUCAUCUGUACAUUCACUCUGAUGAAGGACAAUUCAGUUGUGAUCAGUCUAAUUAAAACAUCACAUUAACACAUUCAUACUCCAUUAUUAUUUUAAUAUAUUAGUAAGAUUUAAGUAGUAUGAUUUCGUCUAAAGGUUGAAUAUAUGUUUGUAUGAUCAAUUUGGAAAAAUGGGUCUUGUGUAAGUUCUCUACUGAGAAGUCUUACUCUCAGUAGCGUAAGACUUCGACAUAUGGAUGCAUAACUGUCUGUCUGCAGGUAACGGUUUUAGAAAAACACUUAAGAAAUAACUUGUGAAAUCUUUGAAAACAGGUUAUAUGUUGCAGAUACAGAAUGGUGUGAAGAGGGCGACUCUCAAGGCAACCUCCUGGAUGGUUGAGAAUUGAGACCCAAGGGACUUUAUUUCCUUAUCUCAAGAAAUGUAUUACAAGUACCUUCAUAAGCUGCUGUGAGCUUUGCGUGUUAUCUCUUUGCUCACAGACUUCUGCUGUGUGUAAAUUGAUCAAUUUCUCUGCAUAGAAUUAAAGUCAAGACAGACUUUUCUUUUGUUUCACUCUGUCUUCACAAUUGUUUUAUUUCUUAAUUGGCUAGAAAAUCUACAACAGCACAUAAAUAUUUAAUCAUGUCUAAAAGGUGUUUUUUUUUAGUGUGGAGGCACUUGAAGAAGUAUUCAGUUGUGUUGGCAGUGGGACAGGUCUGUGGCAGUGUUUUCAGCACACCAUUCAGAUAAUUAUGUAACAAGUUUCGGGAGGAGCGUCAGAUACUUAUCCUAAUCAACACCAGUGGACCACAAUCAAGUAAUCAAUACCACAGAAUAAAUACCUCUGACUUGCCAAUA